Hemibagrus wyckioides is the source of this 3267-nucleotide messenger RNA. RefSeq names its product rapunzel 5 (gene rpz5). The coding region runs from base 842 to 2014 and encodes 390 amino acids. The transcript has 3 exons. The record is from RefSeq and is a predicted model, not a curated record. Lineage: Eukaryota; Metazoa; Chordata; Actinopteri; Siluriformes; Bagridae.
UGAAAUGAUCAAACUAAAUAUAUCGAUGGCAAUCAGUCUUAUAUUUUUUUGCAAUUUCUUUCGUCUUAACACUACACAGUGCAAUGAUACGAUGGCAAGUGUGUCAGUAUGUCCAGUUUUUUUUUUUAUGGCUUCUUAUUCUGUGUAAACUGUAAAAGCGCAUAUGUGACAACCUUAUAAGAUGUAUGGAUUUUAGUCAAACAUGUUUAAUCAAGAGAAUAUUGCAUACGCUGUAUGUGCCUGAGAACUUUUGUAUUCUGUCGAUCACAUUGAAGACCAAAUGGUAGUGUGUUUAUAAACAACAUUUGUACCAUAUGCUGUUGAACAUGCUGGUAGAAUCGUUAUUAAUGAUUAACCUAAACGUUUUAUCAAUUACAUUAAAAUGUAUUCACAAUAUUAUCUAGCUAACUGUUGAUUUAUUAACCCAUGCUGUGUCUUUUAUAUGAGUUCAUAUCAUUCAGACAAAAUACUACACUGCAAAAGAAACAACAACACAAAGACAUACAAAUUUUAAUAAAACAAGCCAUUAUAUAAGUAUCUGUAGCUUCAAAAUCUUGAAUAUGUGCUUCUGAAAAUAAAUUCAACACAGUGUCAUCCCCAGGAAGGGUUAAAUGUGAAGGAUUUAAACUUUGGUGUUUCUGAGCAUGGGUGUGUCUCUCAUUCAGCUGUAAUAAGGGAAACUACAUGACGUCGGGUUUAAGCGGAGAUCUGUUUGUCUUUCGUGUAUACUUCCGCGACUUUAAGUGAUCUCAACAUUUUCCACAUAGACAAAGCAAAAAAGGCUGACAAUCAUACCACAAUCCAGGUGUAAGCUGUAUUGAUUUUCAAAGAGAUUAAAAAAAUGGCGGAAAACCUGCAGCAACUUAUUGCAUCCAAGAAGGAUGUGGUGGAGAAUGUGAUGGAGGUGUUUGAGCAGGGAGCAGAGGUGUUGGCCAGCAUCGCUGGGGAUUUUUUCCCCAUUUUUUCCAUCGCUGCUCCCAUUGUGAAGCUAGCAAUAGAUAAUGUGGAGAGCAAAGAAGCAGAAUACAUGAAGGAGCAGUUUCAGAGGGUCCGUGAGCGUCUGGAGGUCAUAUCAGAGGAGAUCCAGCGCAUAAACGAUGAGGUGAGAAAAAGUGGCAUGGAUGCAACUUACUUCUCAGUAGAAGAGAAUGUAACUAACCAGUUUCGCAAGUACAUGGACAUCCUCACUGCCAAGCCAAAGUUUCGAGACGCCAAGAAGAAACAAUUCCUGGACCACUUUAACAAGACUGGUGGAGACAAAAACUUACACACGCUUUACGGUGCUGUAACAGGAGAGAGCUUCUCUGGAGAGUCCGUGCUGGAGAUCACUCUCAACUACGAACAAAAGAGCCGGAGGCCGGUGGAGGACUUCUGCGCCAGACUGAAAAAGUUGUUCUGCAUAGGUCUCAUCGCUUUGAUGGGACACACAGCUCUGAAAGGCUGCGAUGAUGAAGAGGAGCUGCUCCAAGAUUGGGCCACAAAGAUGCAGGUGGUCCAGUCAAAAAUGAACGCAGUCAUUGAAGACUGCAUCAACAGCUUUCCCAGUCAGGCUGAGAUCGAUAUCAAGCGCCUAGUGAGGGACCACAAGGACAAAAGCAACCAGCAGCUGGCCAACAUGAUCAUCGAGAAACUGAAAGGGAAGUAUGACUGGGUGAGCUGGUCAGUCCGUGUCUUUAACUCACCCAAGGGCUUGUUCACCAGCAAGAAGGACUUCCAGUGUGCCACAGGCAAGAGCAGGUUUCAGGUGCCUUCAGAUGAGAAUUUGAACGUCGUGAUAUCCUACAGUGCCUCUCCUGAACCCCUUGACAAAGCUCAGAUCCAGCAGUUGGUGCAGGACCAGAAGAAAGUCACAGUUCCAGGGAUUGCAGAGCUUGUCUUUGAAAUGAUCCCUAAGUGUACGGUCCAUGCUGUCAAGACGUCAUGCAAAGAAAUGGCUUACUCAUGGAGCUUUCAGGAUGAGCUUCACUUCUUUGAGGAGUUCAAGAACUUUUACUUGUUUGUUCAUUCUUCUUAAGUCAAUGACCGCAGUUAAGAAGAGCAACCACAGAAUAGACCUGUAGUAGAGUCAAAAAACCUUUAUCUACCGUAAAGAAAAUACUGACUAUUUUGCUAAGCCACUAACCAUGUUGUCUUUUAAUGCAGAGUAUUUUUGAAUGCUGUGUGAAAAUCAGUCUUUGUCAGUUAUAAUCACUGCAUUUGCAGUUUUAAAGUGCCUUGACUUGUAGUGGGUAAUUUUCUAUGUCUUGGGUGGGGGAAAUAUGAGUGUUUAGCUGUAUCAGGCCAUCCUGAAAUAAAUCAUAAGUAUGAAAUGAAGUUCAACACAUUGUUCAAGAUGCAAUAACACUGCCCAAUAAUUUUGUUUUCCGUCUUGUUUUUUUCUAAGCUCUUUGUCCCUAUCUGUAUGUGUGUAGGUGUGUUUUCCGUCACAGAGUUGGGUUCUGACACUAUCAGACCCUUUUCACCAAAACGUGUACAUGUAGGAACACGUCAUAAAGGGAAAAAAAGAAGCUGUUUCGUUAUGAACCUUGUACAGGCGGUUGGACUGUUUCAGUUUUUUCUAUUGCACAAUGAUUAAAAUAUGCCUCCAUAUUUACUUAAUUAAAAUAAAAACCCAGAAUGAUCCAGAUUUGUUUAUCCUGGAUUGCGAUAUAUGAAUAAAAUGUAAUAUUUUGACCUAUCAUGAUUUAAAACAUCGGACACAGGAGUACACAAUCUUUAUCUGUACUCCAAAAGAAAUAUUCGGUUUCUAUUCAGAUGCUUAACACUGAUAAAAGAUGGUCAUGAGAAAGAACCAAUUUCUUUCCAUUUCACUACAGCAUUACACAUGUAUUACAUAUUCAAUCCAUAAUAACACUAUAGUUAUAGUCAAGCAUUAUAUAUAUUUUUUGCCUUAAGUGACCAAUAUAAAUGUUUUAUUUGUUUGUUUUCUUUUAAAGGGGAAGGUAAACAGCAUUUAUGUCUGAUUAAGCUGGAAUUUCAUUUCUAGUUCAGCGCUAAUCUGAUCUAGUUGAGCAGGUUAUACACCUGAAUGCACCUUUGAUUAAUUACCAAAACACUGACAUUUUAUACCAUACAUUCAGACUGGUUCUCUUUUGUUUGUUUUUCUUUCUCUGGCUCUAUUACAGUGUUCCUUAUUUCUUUGGAAAGACUUUUUUUCCCUUCAAUUGUCCAACAUAUCCUUUAAUGGCUGAUUUCAGCAGACUUUAUGAGGUUUGGUAUUUUCAAACCUCUCAUACCUUUUCAUGAUAUAAACAUCUUAUUGCACAA